UAUAUAUAUUUUUUUUUUUCAUAUCAGCUGGUGCGAGAAAGUUAAACAGAUUUGUUAAUUAUUUCUAUAAAAAUAAUCUUAAUCCUUUCAGUACUUAUCAGCUGCUGUAUGCUCCAGAGGAAGUUGUGUAGUUCUUUCCAGUCUGACCACAGUGCUCUCUGCUGACACCUCUGUCCAUGUCAGGGGGGGGUCAUGUGGUGCACAUACAGCUAAAAGCAGCACUCGCUCAAGUAUCCUGGAUAAGAAGGGAGGAGUUAUUGAAAAGAGCCUGAAGCAAAUGAAAGGACUGCAAAGAGACUACACAAGACUCUCAGUAUCUGAUCCCGGGGCUUGAUUUAUUGCUUAAACUGCUCAGUAGUGCUCUAUAAUGUCCUCAAUAAUGCUACUGUCCUGUUUCUAUUCCCGUCCACAUUGUGAGGAUAAAGUGCUAUCAAGGAGGAUAACAAGGCUGAACAAGGACCCCUCUGCAAUACACCAAUCUCUUCAGUGACCUACGGCAGUCCAGGUGUUGUGCAGCAAACCAGAGUUGUGAUACGGUGACGCCAGCAAAAGCUUUUUAACACCAUCCACGGUUUAAUGAUGCGAGAGAAUAAGAAAGGGUGUGAAUACUAACACAGUCAGUGCAGACCCAUGAGGGCAGGAGACCGGAUCCAUCCACAGCACCGCCACAACCUGCAGAGGUAUCACAAGAUGAGUGACUGUGCAUCCAGCAGCGCUGAAACCUUAGUGAGGACAUCGGAACGUCUUCCUCCUACAAAGAAAACAGCAAAAGUCCAUUUUGGGGAAAUCAUUGUUGACCACGGAGAUGUCCAGGCAGUAACACAGACUCCUCACCAGCAGAUUCUAAGAAGCCAAGAUGUCACCUGUUCUAAGAAGCCAAAGUCAUCGCGCAGAGGCAGCCAGAGGAGCAGCCUGCAGGGGCCCAUGCUGUCCGCCAGUCACAUAGAGGAGGCCGCAGGGGACGUGUCGGACCUCACGGCGUCUCUUCUCCUCGCUUGUCUCUUCUGCCAUUUCUCAGACUGUCUGGUCCUCCUCCCGGGCACCUGUGGCACAAGUGUGCGCUGUCUCUGCUCCUACAGCUGCCUCCCGGAGCUGAACGACCUCUGCUGCUGCUGCACCUCUUCUUGCUGCACUAACACCGACUGCGACUUCUUAGAUCUGUGUUUUAACACGGCCGAGUGUCUGGAGCUGGCCAUGGAAAUGUCCGAACUCUGCUUCCACUGACUAACCCAGGUCAUUCCUCUUUGUCCUCCUGUGCUGACCUGUCGUAUGGAAUCAGUGGUCUCUUAUCUAUGGACCUCCAGCUGUUGCAAAACUACAACUCCCAGCAUGCCCGGACAGCCAACGGCUGUCCGGGCAUGCUGGGAGUUGUAGUUUUGAAACAGCUGGAGGUCCACAGUUUGGAACUUGGGCUAUGGCUGCAUUAUUAGUGGGAAUCCUGGGAAUUACAGUAUUGAGCACAGCGCUGCCCAUGUGGCAGUGUCAGGUAUUGCAGCUGAGCCUCAGCAUUCUUUUGAAGGGGGCUGAGAUACAGUAUAAAGUUUACGCUAAAACAAAUGGAGGGUAGCUAAGAGAGGAUUUUUGUAAAGGGUUGUUGUUUGUAUGUAAAGGGGUCCUCCUCCUCCUAGCACAGUGCCUGUUUGUUAGAAGGCUCCCUUUACUGUAAGUUUAUUAAAAAGUUUUCCCCCCUGCUGAAACCGCCAGCAGUCACCAGUGGGGAAACCUGAAAAGAGUUUUACAGUUAUACAGCAGCGCCUCCGCAGGGCAAAUGAAGCAUUACACAGUGCUCAUUCAUACCAGUGGGCUGUCUGUAUAAUACAGGUCCUCCAGAAAUAAGGAUCCUGAAUUAUACAAUGGUGUAUGUGAAAAUAGGUUUUGCACCCAAUCUCCUGCCUGACACCCUUCUUUCUCCUGUAGACAGGUGUGCCCGCUGUCUCCUGCCUGACACCCUUCUUUCUCCUGUAGACAGGUGUGCCCGCUGUCUCCUGCCUGACACCCUUCUUUCUCCUGUAGACAGGUGUGCCCGCUGUCUCCUGCCUGACACCCUUCUUUCUCCUGUAGACAGGUGU
Molecule: messenger RNA, 2069 nt
Organism: Hyla sarda
Lineage: Eukaryota; Metazoa; Chordata; Amphibia; Anura; Hylidae
Product: myoD family inhibitor domain-containing protein 2-like
Exons: 5
Coding region: 631-1224 (197 amino acids)
Source: RefSeq, a predicted model, not a curated record